This is a messenger RNA of Thermothelomyces thermophilus ATCC 42464, 606 nucleotides long. RefSeq lists its product as uncharacterized. The transcript has a single exon. The annotation marks the transcript as partial. The record is from RefSeq and is a predicted model, not a curated record. Lineage: Eukaryota; Fungi; Ascomycota; Sordariomycetes; Sordariales; Chaetomiaceae.
AUGACCCAGACCACGACUCUUUCUGUUAGACGACAUUCCUGGAGAGAUGCUCCCGCCCUCACAGCUUGGACAAUUCAGGAAGAGCCGUCCACCAGGAUCUCGUGGACACCCCGCGCUCCUGUCCGUCCCAGGCGGCUUCGAAAACCCGAAUGCCGCGAGCUUCUGAACCCGAAUAACGCGCUGCCCGGCAUCCACAUCCACGGGAUCGGAUGCCGCUGCCUCCAGUCGCAAGCAGACGAAGAGCUCCAGGACGAGCUCCUCGCCACCAAGAUUGCGUCCCUCACCAGGACCAUCCUCGCACCAUCAUCAUCAUCAUCAUCAUCAUCAUCGACGACGACGACGACGACGGACUCGACCAAGCCGUCGCCUUCCAACCGCCUUAGACGUUCCCGCCCCGGCGUCUCAAACUCCCUCCGCUCAGCCCUGACCCGCCUUCUCCCCUCCUCUCCAUCAUCCUCCUCCUCCUCCUCCUCUAGCUCCACCUCCACCACUCCUACGACUAAUAAUACUCCCUCCCCUACCAAGACUGGCCGGCCCGCCGGAAACAUCUCGCUCCCGCUGCAGGCCGACCUGACCAUCGGCUGCGCCGAACUCGACAUCGACAAG